Trematosphaeria pertusa is the source of this 1078-nucleotide messenger RNA. RefSeq lists its product as uncharacterized. The record is from RefSeq and is a predicted model, not a curated record. Lineage: Eukaryota; Fungi; Ascomycota; Dothideomycetes; Pleosporales; Trematosphaeriaceae. The transcript is spliced from 2 exons. Bases 51 to 968 code for a protein of 305 amino acids.
GCCUCAAGCGAUAAACUACAACAAACAUAUUGCAGAAACCUGUCAGUAUCAUGGAAUCCCCACAUAUUGACUUAAACGAAAGCCUCGACGAUGCCCUCCCAAAACCUGUUCACAUUGUCACGGACGAAGACAUGGUCGCCUUUCGAGAACAACAACGCUUGAAUCCAGAUGCAGGACCAGACGUCUUCAUAUCUCCACUAGGCGAUGUAUCAGUCCAAGGCUAUCCAAACGACCGCACACCUCAACACAACGGCGUUAGCGAGAUUCUCGGCGUCGUGCAGAUCCUUGAAGGCGCCGGCAUCCCGUGCUGCAUGGUUGCCGAACCCGCAUUGAUAUACUACGGCACUGGACGGGUCAUGGUCGAAUGGAUUAUGUGCGUCCCAACCGACCAACUAGAAGCAGCAGCAGCGCUUUUUCGCGCCAAGCUCGAUACUUUCGAACCCUUCCGACCCUCUGCACUCUCUAGGCCUCAGGGGAUGGAGCAUUUGUUCCCCCGUUUCAAGUUCGACGGUCUGCGAUUAUUCUUCAUCCUCAUGUCUGCUCAAGCAUGCCAUAUACCUUGCCGGCCCGAAAACAUCGAGUACAGCCCGACUGGCUUGCCAUACCCCAAGCUGCCCAUCUUCGCCCAAAGCCUCCUCGAUACCAGGAACUUCGUGGACCUUGAAGAUCUCAUCGACGGCAUGAAUCUUACACUCGACUGGGGUAUGGAAAAUUUAGAUCUCGAAGGUACCAUCGAUGCCGAUUGGGCCCGGUGGAAGGCGAAUCUUUUAAUCGGCGGACAAGCGUCAGAGGAUCAAGUCCCUGGGUGGUGUGCCAAUCCUAUGAAACGGCUCGACGCUUGGACGGAGAUGGUAAGCGAUGACGCAAAGAAGAUGCGACAGGGCCACAAAUACUUGCCUAGUUAUGAAACUAGGUUUUGGAAGCGGGGCCAGAAGGAUCCGAGGCUAAGAAAACGUGAGUACUGCUAGGGUUGCGGGCUAUCGGGAGUGCGCUGCUGAGAACGCUGCUCCUGCAACGAAGUUACUAAGAUGUAUCAGGAAGUAGUUUGAUUCAAGCAUUGUCUUAUGCAUACAACAGA